Erigeron canadensis is the source of this 1029-nucleotide messenger RNA. Its product is annotated as vinorine synthase-like. The record is from RefSeq and is a predicted model, not a curated record. The transcript has a single exon. Bases 1 to 1029 code for a protein of 342 amino acids. NCBI's taxonomy places the organism in Eukaryota, Viridiplantae, Streptophyta, Magnoliopsida, Asterales, Asteraceae.
AUGUCUCUAAGGUCAUACGUUCAUAUUUCCAUUCCCUUUGCUUCCUCUAUGAAAAUACAUCGAGUAAAAGUUGUUAUGGCAAUGAAGGUCGAAAUUCAAUCAAGAAAAUUGAUAAAACCAUCUGUUUCAACUCCCUCUGCUCUUCGUCAAUAUAAACUAAGCAUCAUCGAUGAACUUUCCCCCGAGAUGAACAUACCUCUUGUUCUUUUUUUCCCUCCUAAUCUUCAUACUAGCCAAGAACCCAUUGCCCAACUCAAGGAAUCGUUAAAGGAAGCCCUGACACCUUUUUACCCUUUUGCAGGUAGCUAUAUGGAGAACAUUUCCACAAUUGACUGUAAUGAUCAAGGUGUCGAGUUUAUUCAAGCGCGAGCUGAUAUAACAAUCAAAGAGAUUCUUGAUCACAAAUUGGAUCCCCAUACAGUCAACCAAUUGAGCCCCUCCAAAUUACUGGGCUCAAAUGUUACUAAUGCGAUGCUUGCUACUCAGGUCACCAUGUUCCAGUGUGGAGGUUUAGCACUCAGUGUAAGUAUUGCACAUAGGAUUGGUGACGCCUCUGCUAUGAACUCAUUCCUUACUCAAUGGGCUACCCUGAGUCGAAAAAACAUCAAGGUUGAAUCCUGUGGCACUGAUUUCACAUCAUCCUUAUUGUUUCCGGCUCAAGGUUUACCUUCCAUUGAGGUAGGCUUUGCCAAGUUACCAAUCAAUGAUGAAUAUGUCACAAAGAGAUUGUCAUUCAAUGCUAAUGGAAUAUCAAACAUGAAAGCCAAGGUUAUGCGUAAUGGAGAUAGCAACACACGUCAGUUGUUUAAGGUACAGUUGGUGUCGGCACUCAUAUGGAAAACUUUCAGUGAUGUAGAUUAUGCAAUUCAUGGUCAUCCAAGAGAUUCCAUCUUACUUCAAUCGUUAGCACUUAGGCAAAAGGGGGAAAAACUUGCAUCCAUGAAAGCUAAAAUUUCAUUAGGGAAUCAUUGGGGGCCAAUAAUCACUAGGUGUGACGCUACCAAAACGGUCAAGGAGCCUGAAGAGUGA